AAUAAUAACAAACAUGGCGGACGAGAAGCGCAAAAGUUCUUCUCUAAAAAAUUUGCUCGAAACUGUUUACGAAGUACACAGAAAAGAUAUUAAAACAUAUACAAGUGGUCACCUGAACUCUAGUAAGCUCUUGAAACCUCAACACCAACGCCACGCCAAAUGGGAGAGUUCAGAUAAACCUCCAGUAAGACUUAAGUCUCCUAGCAAGCUUGUUGAUCUUCCAGUGAGAAGAGGUGAAUUAAGUUCUACGGAACUCAGACACAAGACAAUGGCAGAUCGCCUGGUCGAGUUUAGCCUGGGGCCAAUCAGAAAUAUUGCACUUAACAAAUCAGAAUCAGGACCAGAUUUAGCAGAAGAUUUUGAUGAAACAGUUAGGAAAAAAGAGGGAAAAUCAGACAAACCUACCAAAGACAAAACGUAUGUGGAGGAAUUGCAUCUGCCUGAGAUAAUGAUACCUGUAAUGAAAAAGAAAGAAAGCUCUGGAGAAAAAUCAAAACCAGAUGACCAGCACCACACAUUUGUGAAGACUUAUUUGAGCUAUCCUACCAAGGCAGACCAGUUUGAAAGCUUUAAGAAAUUUGGUGACCAGGUCAUGAACCUAGGAGAUGCUCAUGAUCGAGGUGUACUCACAGGAGAAAGGAGUGUUCGAAAUUUGGAGCAUAGACUGGCAAAGCAACUGGCUUCUUUGGAAACCUCAAGUCAGAAAGGACCAAACUUUCAUAGACUGCAGAUUUAUGAUAGAUGUUUGGCUGAGAUUAUUGCAGAAUCUAAGACAUUUGGUCCUCUUCUACAAAGAAUCAAAGAUGAGUAUGACAGUUACUUGACAUAUUUGUUAGACACACAAAAGCCGUCGCAACACAAAGUGCUUUAUCAUCACAUUAACAGCUUCUCAGAAAAUGCAUCCACCUCAGACAAACUUAAAGCUGAAGAGAAAAGAGUUGAAACUCUGGAAAGAGAAGCAAGGAACCUCCUGGAAGAGAAUGCCAGUUUGGCCAAACUUUUGAGAGAAGAAGAGCAAAAAGCUGCUGAAGAUUUGAAAGCUGUUACAGUUGAACCUCAAGCCAAAGUGUCAGUCCAUAUUGAAGAAGUUCCCAAGGACCUUGAAGAACAAGUAGAAGAUUUACAUGCACAGAUUUUGUCCCAGUUGGACUGUAUUGACGACAUCAAGAGACAUCAGAAAGAGUAUUGCAUACCCAUCACUGUCUGUCAACAUCUGGAACAGUGCGUUAAGGAAACUGAGGUUGACAUACAGAAAUUACUCAAGCAGAAUGAAUUUCUGGAGCAAACAAUCAAGGAGCUUGAGGAAGAACUGCAGUCAAUGCUAGAUAGGUCAAAAGUUCAAGAAAUAGAUGCCAGAAAAUUGUGGAGAAGAAUCAACACAAGUGAAGUUGUUCGUCUCAGCAAAAAAGAAAGAAAAGAUAGUUUGAAGUAGCAGAGGAAGAGAAGAAAAUAAUAAAAAGGAGAUACUUUUAUGAAAGGAAACUCUAAAAAUGUAAACCUUGUACACAUAUAUAUUUAUUGUUUUGAAUAUUAAUAGUAUUUUACAGUGUAUAUAAAAAUGACUUACUGAACUCUAAAUCACAUGACCUGAGCUUAAUAACUGUACAACUUGCAGAAACUUUUUAAAAUAAAAUAGGAUAACAACUGGCUCCAUUAA
Messenger RNA from Pocillopora damicornis (cauliflower coral), 1657 nucleotides. RefSeq lists its product as uncharacterized. Lineage: Eukaryota; Metazoa; Cnidaria; Anthozoa; Scleractinia; Pocilloporidae. The record is from RefSeq and is a predicted model, not a curated record.